AGGAGAUUUAAAUUACAUCAUUUGUAUGAUUCCUGUAGUACUGGGUAUUACAGUCUGAUUUAUAUUUUAUGAACUUUCAACUGGAGUCUCUUAACUGGAGCCUCUCAGAUAUCAACAAGUCUUUUAAAAGAAUGGGAAAUAAAAGUAGUUGCUGCGUUUAUUCUAGUCCUCAAGUUGGACGUAAGGAAUUAGGAUCUGAAGGUGUUACUCAUGGACUUGAAGAACAUCUACCUGAAGGUGGAAUUAGUGUUAAUAAUUUACAACAUAUUAGUGAACGUGAACCUGAAGACUGGGAUUCUGAUCCAUCAUUACACCCCUGUGCCGGUACUAUUUUUAUGGAACGAUCUAAACAAGCUAUUGAAAAUGGUAUGGUGAGAAAAAAAAGUCAACACCAAAUUGCAGAUGUAAGGCCUUUAAAAAAAAGUAGCAGUUGCAGUACAAUAUAUUUAGAUGAUAGUACUGUUUCACAACCAAAUCCUAAAAAUACUGUAAAAUGCGUUGCCUUAGCUGUUUAUUACCACAUUAAAAACAGAACUUCACAGCGACAAAUUGAUAUAUUUGAUGAGAAACUCCAUCCUUUAACGAGGGAAGGUGUUACAGAAGAUUAUGAUAAACAGAAUCCAGAACAUAAACAAAUUUAUAAAUUUGUCAGGACAUUGUUUAAUGCUGCUCAACUUACAGCAGAAUGUGCCAUCAUAACAUUAGUUUAUUUAGAACGCCUGCUUACUUAUGCUGAAAUAGAUAUCACACCAGCCAAUUGGAAACGAAUAGUACUUGGAGCUAUUUUAUUAGCAUCAAAAGUUUGGGAUGAUCAAGCAGUAUGGAAUAUAGAUUAUUGUCAAAUUCUUAAAGAUAUUACAGUAGAAGAUAUGAAUGAAUUAGAAAGACAAUUUUUGGAAAUGCUACAGUUCAAUAUAAAUGUUCCUUCAAGCGUAUAUGCUAAAUAUUAUUUUGAUCUUCGCACACUUGCAGAAGCAAAUGAAUUAACAUUCCCUAGUGAACCACUCAGUAAAGAGAAAGCUCAGAAAUUGGAAGCUAUGUCCAGAGUUUAUGAAGAUAAAGUUACUGCUGAAGCUUUACGUACUGGUAUUAAAAGAUGGUCAAGUUUAGACAACAUAUGCAUAGGUGGACCUAGACGUAGUAUUGCCAUUCUAUCCUAA
This is a messenger RNA of Eufriesea mexicana, 1160 nucleotides long. It is a transcript of the gene CycY, whose product is annotated as cyclin Y. The record is from RefSeq and is a predicted model, not a curated record. The transcript has 4 exons. NCBI's taxonomy places the organism in Eukaryota, Metazoa, Arthropoda, Insecta, Hymenoptera, Apidae. The coding region runs from base 69 to 1160 and encodes 363 amino acids. Gene Ontology annotation, molecular function: protein kinase binding. Gene Ontology annotation, biological process: regulation of cyclin-dependent protein serine/threonine kinase activity.